GAAAAACCCGCGCGUCUGAUUCUCACGGCACAUUAAAAAACACACACAAAUACGCGAAGCGUGCACAACGCUUGCGCCCGCCUGAGCCAGCGCAACCAGUCAGCCGGCUGCUCGGGGACAUUCCUUUCUUGUCUUCAACAACUUGCAGCGAAUGACACCGUCGGAAGGCAUUUUCCCAGUCAGCCUUGAGGUGAGGUGUUGCGUCAUUCCUCCUGCCAGACCUCAGUGAAACUUUUAUCGGUAAACACAACGCCGAGAGGCGCAGGAGGAGAGGAGGGCGCAGGACCCCGCAGCCUGUGUGUCGGUGACCGGAGACGAUGGGAUACUUUAACUAGAGCCAUUACGGACGGAAACACCAUGGCUGUGGACGCUGCAUCCAGUUUCAGUUUUUGCAGGCCUGCUGUGGAGUACAGGGCUCUGCCUGAGGACUUCAAGCACCAGCUGAGUCGACGGACAGGUGGGAACCUAACCUGGCAUGACGGGCGUGGACAGAAAACAGCAGGAGGCAGGACAGUGAAGUUGCUUCAGCAGCCCGGCACAGAGGCUCUGCAGUACCGUUCCAGUGACAGUUAUGGGAUAUAUCACACAAGCCCAACACAGCCAAGCCUGAUCCGCCCCGUCGUGCUCUGGUCACAACAAGAUGUUUGUAAAUGGCUGAAGAAACACUGUCCACACAACUACCUAACCUACGUGGAGGUGUUCUCCCACCACGCCAUCACAGGUCGCGCGUUGUUGCGUCUGAAUGGGGAAAAGCUGGAGAGGAUGGGACUGGUGCAAGAGACACUUCGGCAGGAGUUGCUGCAACAGGUGCUGCAGCUUCAGGUGCAGGAGGAAGGACGCAACCUGCAGCUGCUCAGCAGAGGUUCUUUUGGAAACAUAUCAUAGCCAGGUUGCCUGAAGACGUGGAUGCUGUGGAAUCAUGGGAUAUUUACUCAAAUAAACUCAAAUGUGAAUCAGACCUGUAGAGUAAAUGCAGCCAGCAAGAAGCAGUAUCCAGAACUGUGUUGUUGACUGGAAGUUGGCAGCUUUUCAUUCCCUGCAUCUGCACGAUGAACAGACAUAAUCUUUAUGGAUUGACUAUGAACUGUGAUGAAGAAGCUCCAUGACAAUCUGUUUGGUCAAUUUUCUUUGAUUAAUUAUUAGCUAUUUCUCUCUUACUGUCUCUACCUCUUUCUCUCUCUCUCUGAAACUUUUUUAAUGUCAGGAAAAAAAAGAAAUAAAUUAAAAAAACAUCUCAGUGGGUUUUUAUU
Micropterus salmoides (largemouth bass) is the source of this 1250-nucleotide messenger RNA. RefSeq names its product sterile alpha motif domain containing 10a (gene samd10a). Lineage: Eukaryota; Metazoa; Chordata; Actinopteri; Centrarchiformes; Centrarchidae. Gene Ontology annotation, biological process: cell surface receptor protein tyrosine kinase signaling pathway. Bases 358 to 885 code for a protein of 175 amino acids. The record is from RefSeq and is a predicted model, not a curated record. Gene Ontology annotation, molecular function: protein binding. Gene Ontology annotation, cellular component: cytoplasmic side of plasma membrane. The transcript is spliced from 5 exons.